AUGUCUGUGACGGGCGUCUUUAGCAAAGGCCGCGGCAUCGGUCAUGAGGCAGCCACCUCCAUCCUGCGCUACAUCCCACGCGCCCGUGUGCCGUGGCAGCCGAGCCGCUUUGGCCGCGAGAACCUCACGGCAGACGAUCUUGCGGUCCUAUGGAGCCGCGGCCGCUACCGGCAUGGCCCAGGCAACUACAACAGCGGCUACUACACAGAGAAGACGCACGUGUUGGAGGACAAUACGGUAACGAUGAUUCCAAAGCAUGAGCUGGAAAGGUACAUGCCGGACAUCAGCAUCGGUCCCAAGGCCCUUGUGACGCCGGUCUCGCUGAUGAGUGCCCGAAAUGGUCACCGCGUCACGCAUGACAUGCUGCACUCGUACGAUCCGCACAUUGGUCGCCUCGCUAAACCAGCUGUGGUGGACCACGACAACAUUACCGUCGAGGACCCAAACCGCGUGGGGCUCAACGCCGCAACGCUCGACUGUCGUGGACGCAUUUACCGUUGGUUGCGGCGUGGACCGUUUUUUCAGGAGGAUCACUACUUUCGUCGGUCAGUGAAACUUAAUCGUGACGGCACCGUCCCCGCUGCCACUCACGAGGCUUCGCUGAUGCGCAAGAUUGUGCGUCUCGCCCAACGUGGUCAUCUUAAAGCGGCAUGUGAGGAGUAUCGCCGUGUGACAACAAUCCCACCGGUCGAGGUGUACCGUGCACUAACCGCCUGUUGUGUUCCAGCAGGACUUAUUGCAGACGCCGUGGCUAUUUUUGAGGAUGGUAAUGCAAAGCUCUUCUACGUGGCACGCGAUGGUGAGGUCCUGCAAAAUGUGAUGCGCUGCGCCAUCAAGGCAAAGCACCGUGUGCGUGUGAUGUGGGUCUACAACGUCAUGCGGGGGCGGUACUACGAGAAUGUUGUCGUGCGUGCAGAGCUUGACCCCAUUUGGCGCUACCGGAUUGCCCUGCUUGCGCUGGAGUACCUGCUGGACCACAACUGUGCCGAGGAGGCGAGGGCGGUGUAUAGCUAUCUCGUUGAUGAGAACCUCUUGCAGUGCGACGUGCAUGUGCGUGUCGGUCUUCACAUGCGAGAGGCGCUCGCGAAGGGUAAGAGUGUGGGGUUCAGCGAGGAGGUGAUGCAUGCGACAUCCCUGGUGAAAGACGCCACAGCCGUGGCACCGGAAGUGGCGCGUGAGUUGUACCAGCGGCACCUUGAGGUCCUGCGCAGCAAUGAGAAGAAUAAUAACAGUAAAAUUAGCACGGCAAGACAUGAGGAGGUGCCGGGGUCGGUGUGGUCCACGCAUGGCCCACUCACCGCCAUGGACUCCACGCAGAACGAUGCGCUGUCAUGGAUGCAGCAGAACUAUGGGGAUGUUGACAUUUCUAGCGUUCUGCGAUGGGCCAGAUUUCGUCACUCAAAGGAUUUGAUGGCGAAGGAUCGACCGCAGUACCUGGUGCGUGCCGCGACGUGGAUCGAGCUGCUUAGCAAGCGGAGUCACGCGAUGGAGGAAGCGCCGCUGACGUACAUGCGCAAGUCAAGGCCGUUGUCUCUUAAUACGAAUGCAAAUGUGCGUGUCGCGUGGCAAACCCUCGUGGGACGACCAGACGGACCCCCACGGCUGCUGGCACGCGAAGAGGGUUACACCUUCCACCACGGCGAGCACGUCCGCUUUGUGACGGAGAAAUGCCGUCAUCCGGGGGAGACGCUGCAGUCCCGCUUCCUCGCACUGCAGCCUAUUCACACAGAGGUGUCUGCGAAGGAGGAUUUCCACGCGAUGUACACGCAGCGGCAGCAGACGUAUGCUCUACCCGGCACUGUUGUUACUCCUCCUGCACGCAUCCUGCACCACUCGGUUACGAGGGAGCUGCUUGAUGGUGGUGGUAGUGGUGGUGGCGCUGGCGCUGGCAAACAUCAUCAUCGCAGUACGCCUGCGGCGGAGGUGAGAACUAGCGAGGCAACGAAAGAAGGAACCUUGCACCCUGGCAAGUCGCGUGCGGCUUCCGAAAAACACAGUGCCAAUGGGACAGAAAACAGUGGUGGUGGCAGUGUCACACCGGAGUUCUAG
Messenger RNA from Trypanosoma rangeli, 2049 nucleotides. RefSeq lists its product as uncharacterized. Lineage: Eukaryota; Euglenozoa; Kinetoplastea; Trypanosomatida; Trypanosomatidae. The record is from RefSeq and is a predicted model, not a curated record. Bases 1 to 2049 code for a protein of 682 amino acids. The transcript has a single exon.